This is a messenger RNA of Paramuricea clavata, 1044 nucleotides long. The record is from the annotation of a GenBank genome assembly. Lineage: Eukaryota; Metazoa; Cnidaria; Anthozoa; Malacalcyonacea; Plexauridae.
AUGGCGGAGGCAACAAGUGUUAUGGACGAAACUCUAUAUUUUCAAGCGAAAUCUAAAAUAAAGUCAAUCUUUAAGCUACAGAAUCUCACAGAAUGUCAGGAAAAAGCGCUCAAAUGUCUUAUUAUGGGUAGGGAUGUGUUAACGAUAUUGCCUACCGGAGCAGGGAAGUCUUUGAUCUUCCAAAGCUUCCCAAUUGUAUUUGAUGUGAUGCAUUCAUCUCAGUCUCCGAGUAUUUGCUUAGUUAUUUCUCCACUUUCCUCAUUGGUGCAAGACCAAGUGAUGUAUCUUAAUUCAGUGGGAAUAAAGGCUGCGUUUAUCGGGGAUGACCAGACGGAUGAAGAAAUUAAAUGGAAUGUAGAGACCGGGUAUUAUCAACUGGUAUAUGGCUCUCCUGAAGCGUUUUUGGCGAGCAGUCGAUGGCGAAAAAUGCUUACUGGUGAUGUAUAUCGUGAUAUAGUAUGUUUAGUUGCAGUAGACGAAGCUCAUUGCAUUCAGCACUGGUAAAGAUGCUAAUUUCAAUUGCUUACUUAAUUUUUUUUUGUACUGUGUACUGCCAACACUUAGUCAUUUAUUAAUGAUGAUAAAUGAUGAUAUUUUGUUGACAUACUUGACUUGUUACAGUAAUAUUAAUAAGGAUUUAAUAUAUUAAUGUUACAGUAAGAUUGUAUAAAAUAUUAAAGUAUAAGGGUAUCUUAUAGUAAAAGUAUUAGAUAGUCUGUGAAUGUUUGAUUUGUGAAUGUUAAUUAUUUAUUUCAUUUUUUUUGUAGGGGAUAUGCAGUCAAGAAAGGAGAACAAGCUUUUCGCAAAUGGUUUUCCAGGAUAAAUGAGAUGCGUUCACUGCUAAAGAAAAUACCAAUCCUGGCCCUCACUGCCACUGCAACCUUGGCAACAAAGAAUAAAAUAGUUCGGGCAUUGGAAAUGGACACAUGUGAGGUUAUAAAUCAAAGUCCAAAUAGAAAGAAUAUAGUAUAUUCUGUCCAGGCUGUAACUGGUGGUGCACAUCAGACAUUUGGUCCAAUUAUAAAAGAACUGAGAGAAAAAACA